This is a messenger RNA of Humulus lupulus (European hop), 1246 nucleotides long. RefSeq lists its product as uncharacterized. The transcript is spliced from 3 exons. The record is from RefSeq and is a predicted model, not a curated record. The coding region runs from base 209 to 988 and encodes 259 amino acids. Lineage: Eukaryota; Viridiplantae; Streptophyta; Magnoliopsida; Rosales; Cannabaceae.
GAAGACAACCAACUUCCAAAACUGCCUAGCCCAUACCCAACUCUCCACGCAACGUCACCAAACCACUUCUCCUCUCAGUCUUCACCUUAACUUCUUCAAAUCAAAACCCAUUUUCACAAACUCGUCAAUAUAGUCAAUAUAUAUAUAUAUAUAUCUGAAUAUUGAUUCUACUGUUCCUAAUUUUCCGUUUCUAUAUUCACAUAUUUACAUGUCAGAGAGGGGUCUACGGCGUCGAGCUCAGGCCACGGGUAGCCGGAGAAGCAGACCUCCGCACCCGUCGCCUUCACCGUGCCGGAGAACCCCACCGCCUCGUCGAUCGUUGAAGCCGCAGUCCAAACCUAUUAAGAUCCUCAAGCGUUGCUCGUCGGAGCCCCUGCUAUGGAGCGGGAGCAGCAGCAGUAGUAGCGAUGUUAGCGAGGACGAUCGCCGCCGGUUUUUGGGAUCGGAAAGUGUUCUUUUCCGACCCCACACGUGUACGGAUAUCUCUGCUUCUUCUCCUUCGCUUUUGGGUUUCUCCUCCCCAAGGAGUCACGAGUUACCAGGGUACAAGAAAGAUGCAAAGGUUGUUCUUAAUGUGACAGUUGAAGGGAGCCCAGGACCAGUUCGAACCAUGGUUAAGUUAGGAUCAAGUGUGGAAGAGACUAUUAAGAAUGUUGUUGAGAAAUAUAAUGAAGAAGGUCGAACCCCUAAGCUUGAGAAGGAUUCACCAUCUUCCCUUGAAUUGCACCAUUCCUAUUUCAGCCUUAAAAGUUUGGAUAGAUCAGAUGUGAUAGGCGAUGUGGGUAGUAGAAGCUUUUAUCUUAGAAAAAACAGCAGCAGAAAUGGAGAUUCAGUUACCUCUGAAACCUCUCCUUUAAGAGCUUCUUCCACCUCUGGACAUGUCGCUCAACCUCGUGACUUCUUACUUCCCAACUUUGUUGCCAUUAGUGUACAAAAAAUAGUAAGAAGAACUCGAAAGCUUUGGAAGAUCUUGGUUUGCUCUCAGUAAUUAUAUGGAUGUUGCUGACCAUUAAUUUGAGCUUACUGUUCUUAGAGCAAUACAGCAUAAUUUUUAGUGUUGUUCUUUAUACUAUUGUUUUGGUUCUAAAUCACACUAGAACACAUUUCAUUCUAGUGUAGUAAUUGUACAUAUAUAUAAACAUAUUUAUUUAUCAUUCUCCAUUUAUUGUUUUUUUUACUAUGGAGAUCAUGAUUUGCUUUGUAUGUUUGAAAUUCACAAUGUAAAUGAACGGAAUUUUUUUUUUCA